AUGGCGGAUGACAAGUCACAAAUCAAGAUUAACUUCUUCACUAAUGAAGAAGAUGAAUCUUUACACACAUCAGACGCUCCAUUGUACGUGCCAGUGUCAUUGAAAAGAUAUGGGUUAUCGGAGAUCGUCAACCAUUUAUUGAAGAAAGAUGGAGAAACUGACGAAACCAAGCCCGUACCAUUUGAUUUCCUCAUUGACGGUGUUUUGUUGAGAACAUCUUUAGAAGACUACUUGGUAAAAAAUGGGUUAUCGAGCGAAGCAUCCUUGAAUUUGGAAUAUACCAGAGCCGUAUUACCACCGUCAUUUUUAGCAUCUUUCAACAACGAUGAUUGGAUUUCGUCUUUAGAUACCAUAAAUCCGUUGUCAGCACUGGUGAAAGCGUCAAACAUGAGUAUUUCACAACCAAAGAUUUUAUCUGGUUCAUACGAUGGUAUUGUCAGAACUUACAACAUGUCGGGCAAAGUUGAAAAGCAGUACGUGGGUCAUUCAGGUCCAAUCCGUUCUGUUAAAUGGAUUUCCCCAACGAGAAUUGUUUCAUCGGGUAACGAUAGACAAGUGAGAUUAUGGAAAACUUCGAUUGAUAGCAAUAUAGAGGAUGAUGAAGAAAUUGAAGAUGGUAGAACAUUAGCCAUAUUAGAGGGACAUAAAGCACCUGUUGUUUCUUUAGCAGUCGAAUACCAAAACAAUCGUAUUUUAUCAGCGGGUUAUGAUAAAGCCAUUGGAUUUUGGUCCACUAAUUAUAGGGAGAUGACUACCAUCCAACCUUUAGAGUACGAUUCGAAUGUUAUAUCAACAUCCUCGAAAAAGAGAAGAAAGAUGGCAUUACAAGAUUCAACCAUAAGACGUCGUUCACCUCUUUCGUUCUUAGAAGGUCAUUCUCAACCAGUUGAAGAUGUUAUAUUCGAUUUCAAUGAUGCAACUGUAGGUUAUUCCGUAUCCCAAGAUCAUACUAUUAAAACAUGGGAUUUAGUAACCUCUCGUUGCGUGGACACAAGAACUACCGGAUAUUCAUUAUUAUCUUUAUUACAGUUGCCAUCCUUGAACUUAUUAGUUUGUGGUUCAUCAGCUCGUCAUAUCAAUUUGUUUGACCCAAGAGUUAGUUCAACAACUACUGAGCAAACUAACAAUCAGAAAUUAAUAGGUCACACUAAUUUCGUUGUUGGAUUAUCCAAAUGUCCAACUAAUGAUAAUAUGUUUGCCUCUUGUUCUCACGAUGGUACUGUCAAGGUUUGGGAUGUUAGAAGUGAAAAAUCAUUAUAUACUAUAACCAGAGAACAAAACAAUGCAGCCAAAGGUCAAGAUAAAGUAUUCUCUGUCAUUUGGGAUAAUGAUAUCGGCAUUAUUAGCGGUGGUCAAGACAAAAAGAUUCAAAUUAAUAAAGGAUCUGAUAUUACCAAAUAA
Molecule: messenger RNA, 1401 nt
Organism: Debaryomyces hansenii CBS767
Lineage: Eukaryota; Fungi; Ascomycota; Pichiomycetes; Serinales; Debaryomycetaceae
Gene: YTM1
Product: Ytm1p
Exons: 1
Coding region: 1-1401 (466 amino acids)
Biological process (GO): ribosome biogenesis
Cellular component (GO): preribosome, large subunit precursor
Molecular function (GO): protein binding
Source: RefSeq, a predicted model, not a curated record